Monascus purpureus is the source of this 1584-nucleotide messenger RNA. The record is from the annotation of a GenBank genome assembly. NCBI's taxonomy places the organism in Eukaryota, Fungi, Ascomycota, Eurotiomycetes, Eurotiales, Aspergillaceae.
GAGAUUCAGCGGCAUUCACGAAAUGCCAGCUCCAACCCCGCCGCUUGUUGGUAUUCGCGUUGUUGAACUGGCAGGGUUAGCUCCAGGCCCGUUUGCUGGUCUUCUCCUUGCCGACUAUGGAGCUUCAGUUCUCCGUGUCGACCGUCCCGGCUCGGUAUCAGCAGAUCGAUUGACCAGACACAAGACAUCCAUCAUCCUGAACCUUCGAGAUGCUGCCUCCUCCCGCGUCCUGUUGGCAUUACUCUCAAAAGCAGAUAUCUUGAUUGAUCCCUUCCGCCCCGGAGUUUUGGAACGACUAGGCCUAUCCCCCACGGACGUCCUCCUGAAACACAACCCGCGGCUCAUCGUGGCCCGUAUGACAGGCUUCCGACGCGACGGCAAAUACAAAGACAUGGCGGGCCAUGACAUCAACUACAUUGCUGUUUCGGGUUUGCUGUCAAUGCUUGGUCGCGCAUCGGAGCCCCCGUACGCGCCAGCAAACAUCGUGGGGGACUUCGGGGGAGGAGGCGCUAUGUGCUUCUUGGGCAUUCUGCUGGCAUUACUGUCGCGUUCACGGACCGGGCGCGGUCAAGUCGUGGAAGCGAACAUGGUCGAUGGAUCUGCAUACCUAGCUACUAUGCCGCGAUUGUUGCAGCGGGAUCCGUUCUGGGACCAGCCAAGGGGACAGAACAUGCUGGACGGCGGCUCUCCGUUCUACCAGACUUACGAAACGAAGGACCCAGGAGGAUAUUUUGCUGUCGGGGCCCUGGAACCACAGUUCUAUGCUUCUUUGCUGAAGGGUCUUGGAUUUCGCCCGGAAGGCAUCCCAUCACGAGAUGACCGGUCGAAUUGGCCGGUUCUUAGGGAGAUGUUUGCCCGGCGGUUCAAGGAGAAAACCAGGGAGGAAUGGGAGGCGAUCUUUGACGGUACAGAUGCCUGUGCCACGCCGGUUUUGGGACAGGAUGACCUCCAGCGCCGAGGAUUCCAGCAGCGGCUUCCGGUGCAUCUGGCCGAGACGCCUGGGUACCCGAUUCAAGCCGACGAUGCGGGAUGGACGGGCGGUGGUCUGGAGCCGGGCGAGGGUGGGGAGGAGGCAUUGAAGGCGUGGCUGGGAUGGGAGAAGGGGAGUCAGUUUGUUGUUCGAGAGGAUGAUACAGUGGUGUCUUUGGUUGAGGGUGAGAAGGCGAAGUUGUGAUGGCUCCAACAGUGGCGCUGACUGCUUGGAUUCCCGUCUACCGCCACGACAUUAAUGAAUGUCCCUUUUUUUUAUUAUUAAUAAAACAGGCCCUUCUUAGGUGCCAUCCGAGAUCACUGCUCAGCCUCGGGGACGCUGAACUCAAUCUAACCGGGACUAGUCGCUGACUGCGGGGAGGAAAAAAUUGACAACCUUGAUGGCUAUGCAGGUAUACGAGCUUAUAUACAGCUAUACUCCGUACAGCAUGUACUGUCUGUACACGAUUACUGGUUUGUGAAGCGUAAGCCAGAGAGGCAUUGCCCGAUUUCUCGCCGUGAACGGAGCUUGUUCCGCAGGACGGAAACCGAGAGUCUGUGCUGGAGGCUACUAAUUAUUAGCAAUUAGCAUAGCAUCUAAGAUAAUAAUAACCA